UAUGGCCUAAAAUACAACAAGUGGACCUAUGCAGAAGUUUAAAAUUGUCUUCUUAGGUAAUUAAUCAGUUGGUAAGACAUCUAUAAUUAAUCGAUUUAUAUUUGAUAACUUCACAGGAAAUGAAUAGGUAUUUGGAAUUCAAAUAAUAAUAGCCUACUGUUGGAAUUGAUUUUAUUUCUAAGACACUUCAAGUUGAUAAUAAAUCAGUUAGACUUUAAUUAUGGGAUACUGCAGGAUAAGAGAGAUUCAGAUCUCUUAUUCCUAGUUAUAUAAGAGAUUCCCAAGCCGCCAUUAUAUGUUAUGAUAUUACAAGUAAAAGUUAUUAACAUAUUAAAGAUGAGAAAUCUUUUUAAGAUUUAUAAAAAUGGAUUGAAGAUGUGAAAGAUGAAAGAGGAGAUGAAGUUUUAAUUUAUAUUUUGGGAAAUAAGACAGAUCUAGAGUAAGAAAGAUAAAUUCAAACUGAUGUAGCUGAAGCAAAAGCUAAAGUAACAAUAUUAAAUUCAAUGUUUAAAGGAAUUAGGAGCCUCAUUUUCAGAAGUUUCAGCUAAAAGUGCACAUAAUGUUUCAGAAUUCUUUAAAAGAUUAUCCUAUGAUUUAUAAGGAACUCCAAAUGAAUAAUAAUAAUAAUAGCAACCUUAAGUAAAGAAUGUAUAUAUAAAUAAAUAGAAAGUCUAAUAGCCCUUAUAACCGAAUCAACCCUAAUAACUAAAACCAAAUGAUGCAACAGAAGAUAAAAAGUAAGGAGGUGGAUGUUGUUGAAC
Messenger RNA from Paramecium pentaurelia, 761 nucleotides. NCBI's taxonomy places the organism in Eukaryota, Ciliophora, Oligohymenophorea, Peniculida, Parameciidae. The record is from the annotation of a GenBank genome assembly.